UCAAUGCGGAAGAAUAUAUAAAAUACUUCCGGAGGUCAAACGGGUGAGAGUGGUUAUGAUUUUUGUGUGACAUUUCUUAUUUUCCUUAUUACAAGUUGUUAUAUACUUUGAAAACACACGUGGGUGGUUUAUCCUUGGACAGGAACUGAAAAGCAGCAGUGAUGGCUUUAUUGGGGAGUCUGAGACCAGCGUUGACAUCAUUUCUGCAAGUGUCUCAGUCUGUCUCCCAAUGGUCUGGACCUGUCCUCUCCAGAACUAUGGCUACGCUGAAUCAGAUGCAUCGCCGUGGAAAGCCAUCACCCCCUCCCCCGAGCGUCAGUGCCAUGUUCGGCCGCCCCCAGCUAAAGGCAGUAAUCCUGAAGACAAUGAUCCGGAAACCCAAGAAGCCAAACUCGGCCAACCGUAAAUGUGCCAGAGUCCGCCUCAGUAACGGCAAGGAGGCAGUGGUGUUCAUUCCUGGGGAGGGACACAACCUCCAGGAGCACAACGUAGUGCUGGUGCAGGGGGGCAGGACACAGGACCUGCCAGGAGUCAAGCUGACUGUGGUCAGGGGAAAAUAUGACUGUGCCCAUGUUGUGAAGAAGAAAAAUAACUAAUGGGGACAUGGGAGAGGGCGGUGGGGUGUUUUUUUGUUGUUGUGUUUGCAUAAUACAUGCGUAAGUUUAAACAUGAGUUGGAUCCAGUGAUUUCUCUUUACUUGUGAUUUAUCCCAUGUUUCAGUAAUUCCCUUUUUGUUUUGUGGACUUCAGCAACCGGCCCUCUGUUUCAAGAGAUGAGCAGUCAGCUCGAAGAGGAUUUGCCCGAUUCAAAUUAGUUAAGAAAUACGAUUAUAUUUUUUUCAGAUCUUGAUAUUGUUGCAUUUUAUAUUGUUCCAUUAAAAUUUAAUUAAUAUUUGCAA
Oncorhynchus mykiss (rainbow trout) is the source of this 898-nucleotide messenger RNA. It is a transcript of the gene mrps12, whose product is annotated as mitochondrial ribosomal protein S12. The record is from RefSeq and is a predicted model, not a curated record. NCBI's taxonomy places the organism in Eukaryota, Metazoa, Chordata, Actinopteri, Salmoniformes, Salmonidae. Gene Ontology annotation, cellular component: small ribosomal subunit; ribosome. Gene Ontology annotation, biological process: translation. Gene Ontology annotation, molecular function: structural constituent of ribosome.